AUGAACUCGCCCGCUAGAGCGACUCUCGAUGCCUUCAUCGACGGUUGGCUCUCUACCAUCAACAACAACACACCAUCCAUCACAACAGCAAGUCCUGUCGCUUCCCUUCGAACCGACACAAAACUAUACCACGACAUGCCCACACCACCACCGUCCUCAACAACGCCAACUCGUCGCGACCGUACGUCACCCAAGAGAGCUCGCCACGAUGAUAUCCAAGACAACCCAUUCGACGACGACAGAACACCAGUGGCUCCCUCCCGCUUUUGCGCCAUAAACCUACCAACUCGCCCUCUAACUCAAUCAUAUGAGUUUCGAUCUGAUCAUGACUCACUCAUGAGUUAA
Molecule: messenger RNA, 345 nt
Organism: Fusarium poae
Lineage: Eukaryota; Fungi; Ascomycota; Sordariomycetes; Hypocreales; Nectriaceae
Exons: 1
Coding region: 1-345 (114 amino acids)
Source: RefSeq, a predicted model, not a curated record